Molecule: messenger RNA, 411 nt
Organism: Phalacrocorax carbo (great cormorant)
Lineage: Eukaryota; Metazoa; Chordata; Aves; Suliformes; Phalacrocoracidae
Source: RefSeq, a predicted model, not a curated record
AUGCGGCGCGGUGAGGCGGCCUGUUGGGCCCUGAUGCUGCUGGCCGCUGCCUUCUGCGACACGGUGGCCGGCAAAGGCGGGCGCGGCGGGGCCCGGGGCAGUGCCCGCGGCGGGGCCCGGGGGCCCGCCCGCGGCCGGGUGAGGGCGGCGGCACCCCGCUACGGCUCCGCCGGGGCCGCUCUGCGCGUGGCCGGAGCGGCGGCUGCGGGAGCUGCGGCUGGCGUGGCGGCGGGAGCCGCCCUGCGCAGGGCACGGCCGGCGGGCGAGCUGGAAGCGGGCGACGGCAUCGGGUACCGCGAUGGCAACCGGACGGCCGCCGCCAGCGCCUGGAGCUCCGCCGCGCCCGACUGGGAGCCGCCCGGCUGGGCCGUGCCCUGGCUGUACCCCCUGGCCGCCCUCCUCUGCUGCUGA